AUGCCGACCUCUGCGGGUCUUCGACUCGUUCUCUCGUCGUUGUUGCUGCUUCCUUCUGCGUUCGGCGCUCUCCUCACCGACCCUUCCCAGUUACGAGGGGAUCGUACGUAUGACUAUGUGAUCGUUGGUGCUGGAAACGCAGGCAAUGUAAUCGCGGAGAGGAUUUCAGCUGGCCCGCACCCCAAAUCCGUGCUCGUUCUCGAAGCUGGUGUUAGCGAUGAAGGCGUGCUGGCUGCUCAAGUGCCAUUCCUAGGCCCCACUUUGACUCCAGGCACGUUCAGGCGUACACCCUUCGACUGGAAUUACACUGUCGCUCCGCAAGAAGGUCUGGAUGGGCGUACGUUCCCGUUCCCGCGUGGAAAGAUGUUGGGCGGUUGUUCUUCCGUCAAUUAUAUGGUACACCACUUUGGGUCCUCGGAAGACUACAAUAAACUAGCUAGAGACUCCGGUGAUAAUGGUUGGAGCUGGUCCUCAAUUAAAAAGUAUAUUUUUAAGCACGAGAAGAUCGUCCCUCCCGCCGACAACUCAGACACGGAUGGCAAGUUCCUGCCUCAGUUCCAUGGGACUGGAGGAACCGUCUCUGUCAGUCUUCCAGGCAACUCACAGUCGAUUGAUGCCAAAGUCAUCGCGACCACCGAUGAACUGCCCGAGUUCCCUUUCAACCCUGAUCAAGGACAUGGGAAUGGACAGGUCUUGGGAAUGGGAUGGACACAGAACUCAAUUGGCGAGGGAGCUCGGAGCAGUUCCUCGACUACCUACUUGAAGGAAGCACUCAAACGCCCCCAUGUCGACGUCUUGAUUAACGCGCAUGUGACAAAGUUGGUUACUACCCGGAAGAAGAGGGGACGACCAGUGUUUGACAAGGUUCAGUUUGCGAGUGGACCUGGGGCCCCUGUCACGACCGUCACUGCUCGGCGGGAGAUCAUCCUUUCUGCGGGAGCCUUUGGUACUCCCCAGAUCCUGCUAUUGUCCGGUAUAGGACCGAAGACAGAUCUCGACGUGCUCGGGAUCCCAACUGUCAUUCACAAUCCUUCAGUUGGACAGAACUUGUCUGACCACGUCCUCCUUCCCAACAUCUUCAAUGUCAGGGGACAAGAUACGCUUGACCAGAUUAUUCGUGGAGACCCGAAUGUUGUUCCUGGUGUGCUAGACCAGUGGACUACGUCGAGGAGCGGACCCCUUGCCAACGGUGUUACAAAUAACCUUGGGUUCUUCAGGUUGCCAGCGAACUCGAGUAUCUUUAAUAGCGUGAGCGAUCCGGCGACUGGACCUACCGCCUCGCAUUGGGAGAUGAUCGUCAUUAACUUCUACCUGAACCCCUUCGGACCUCCCAUCCCUCCCGCUGGCACGUUCAUGACACUCAUCUCGGCGCUCAUCUCUCCCACUUCUCGCGGUUUCGUCCGACUGGCUUCUGCAGACCCCUUCACGGCGCCCAUCAUCGACCCCAAGUUCCUCACGACCCAGUUCGAUAUCUUCGCUUUACGUGAAGCGGUGCGAGCGACCAAACGGUUCGUUACUGCGAGUGUGUGGAAUGAUUAUGUGAUUAGCCCGUGGGGUGGGUUGGCGCAGACGAGCGACGAGGGGAUCGAUGCGUAUGUGAGGCAGCAGUCGACGACAGUUUAUCAUCCUGUUGGUACUGCGGCUAUUUCGCCUAGGGGAGCAAACUAUGGAGUUGUUGAUCCUGAUUUGAAGUUGAAGGGAGCGGAGGGUGUUAGGAUUGCGGAUGCUUCGGUUUGGCCUUUCCUGCCGAAUGCACAUACGCAGGGACCGGUGUAUCUUCUUGCGGAGAGGGCUGCUGAUUUGAUUCUUGGGAGAGCUUGA
This is a messenger RNA of Coprinopsis cinerea okayama7#130, 1821 nucleotides long. RefSeq names its product aryl-alcohol oxidase. NCBI's taxonomy places the organism in Eukaryota, Fungi, Basidiomycota, Agaricomycetes, Agaricales, Psathyrellaceae. The transcript is spliced from 10 exons. Bases 1 to 1821 code for a protein of 606 amino acids. Gene Ontology annotation, molecular function: flavin adenine dinucleotide binding; oxidoreductase activity, acting on CH-OH group of donors. The record is from RefSeq and is a predicted model, not a curated record.